UGAAAAAGCUCCAGUCUCGAUGAAGACGUGCAGCGAUGCAGACGCGAGUAGUUUAUUAAUUUGAUUAUUUUAGAACUGUUCUUGAAAUCGAACAACAUGAUACAAAGAUGCAGUGCUAUGAUGGUGGUGCUCAUUGCGACGCAUCUACUAGUCUCAGCGGUUGCCGAAAAUGUGUUUCACUUUUCGUCUUACAAGAAAAACUGGUUCCAAGCAAACGAGUACUGCCACCAGCGCGGUAUGCGCUUAGCAAUCAUCGACUCUCCUCUGAAACACGAGAUGGUCGUCCGGGAAGCAAAAGCCACUCAGUCGCAUCCGCAGGCGUACUUUGGUGGAUGGCUCGGUGCCAGCGAUUUGGGACUGGCCGGAACGUACAUUUGGCAUGGAACCGGCAAUAAGGUGGCAUACGCCAAAUGGAAACCAGGAGAGCCGAGCGGUGGCGACGAGCACUGCGUGGUGUUGCACUACUGGCAAGAUAUGGGUUUCAUGUGGACCUGGAACGAUGGACACUGUGUUACGGAGCUGACGGCGAUUUGCGAGCCGAUAGAGAACGUUUCGUGUAUUGAGCAGUUUAAGUGAGCUAUUUUGUUUGGGCGUUGAAAGUUAUUGUUUGUGUCGAAAAGUAAUGAAUAAUACGAUAUUAAAACCUG
Messenger RNA from Aedes albopictus (Asian tiger mosquito), 647 nucleotides. Its product is annotated as low affinity immunoglobulin epsilon Fc receptor-like. The record is from RefSeq and is a predicted model, not a curated record. Gene Ontology annotation, molecular function: signaling receptor activity. Bases 97 to 576 code for a protein of 159 amino acids. The transcript is spliced from 2 exons. NCBI's taxonomy places the organism in Eukaryota, Metazoa, Arthropoda, Insecta, Diptera, Culicidae.